Messenger RNA from Megalobrama amblycephala (Wuchang bream), 6823 nucleotides. It is a transcript of the gene ppp6r2b, whose product is annotated as protein phosphatase 6, regulatory subunit 2b. Gene Ontology annotation, molecular function: protein phosphatase binding; protein phosphatase regulator activity. The transcript has 23 exons. The record is from RefSeq and is a predicted model, not a curated record. Gene Ontology annotation, cellular component: cytosol; nucleus. Lineage: Eukaryota; Metazoa; Chordata; Actinopteri; Cypriniformes; Xenocyprididae. Bases 428 to 3004 code for a protein of 858 amino acids.
ACACAGAGCGUGCGCGUCCGUGUUUCCUUGUCGGCCAUUUUGACUUAAGAAAUAAUGUCAAAAUCUUUUUCUGCUAACAGUUUAAAGCUCUGAAGGGGCCAGUGCUGAAGCAGGGCUGCUGAAGGAGGGAGGACGUUGGGGAUCUAUGGAUGCAGGAUGAUGCAUCGUAAACAAAAGAUCACAUCUCCCCUCUGACACCCUACAGAACAGGUCUGAUCACAGAUUGCUGUUUGUUUGUCUGACAUCUCAAACUGUUUCUGGUUCCUGUGUUGUAAUGUAAGGCAGCCCUUGCUGAUGGAUGGGUUAUCUGACCACUGACCACUCAAUCUAAGAAAAUUAAUGUGUGUAAACUGGUCUCCGCAUCCCAACCAAGGAAACACACCAUCUCCCUAAAGCAGGCACUCUCUUUCUUCUACAGGCUGCAGUCAUGUUCUGGAAGUUCGACCUGCACAACUCCUCUCAGGUUGAGAAGCUCUUGGAGAAGGAGGACGUGACCCUACAGGAGCUGCUGGAUGAAGAAGACGUGCUGCAGGAGUGCAAGGCCCAGAAUCAGCGCCUCCUCCUCUUCCUCACACGGGACAGCAGCAUGCUGGAGCUUCUCAACCUCAUCACGCACGAGCCCCCUACUGACCGGGAGGAGAAACUGCGCUACAAGUAUGCUAAUGUAGCAUGCGAGUUGUUGACGUGCGAUGUGUCCCUCAUCAACGAUAAAGUUGGUGGAGACGAGUCUCUGCUGAACACACUCUAUAACUUCUUAGAACAGACGCCACCGGUGAACCCUCUACUGGCCUCGUUCGUCAGUAAGACUUUUGGCAACCUCAUCACCCGCAAGACAGAGCAGGUGAUCGGUUUCCUAAAGAAGAAAGAGGAUUUUAUAGGGCAGGUGUUGAAACACUUGGACACGUCGGCCAUGAUGGAUCUGGUGCUGCGUCUCAUUAGCAGCGUGGAGCCUGCUUGUCUCAGACAGGAAGUGCUUAGUUGGCUGAAUGAAGAGAGGCUGAUCCAGAGACUCAUUGAGCUGAUACACCCUCACAGUGACAAUGAGAGGCAGUCGAAUGCAUCUCAGGCCCUGUGUGACAUCAUCCGUCUGAGCAGAGAUCAGGCCAGCCUGCUGCAGGAAUCUUCAGAGACCGACCCUCUGCUCACAACGCUAGAGCUACAGCAGAAUGUUGAGGCCCUAUUGAAGAACAUGUUUGAAGGAGAAAGGAGUGAAAUGUGCAUCGUCUAUGGAACGCUAGUGUUACUUACGUUGUUGGAAACUCGGAGACCUGGUGUUGAACAGGUGAUUGACCCGUGCUCUCAGGGAUUGGAAAAGUCAUACACUGUAAACAACAGCAUUUUAAUGGGCAUCCAACCACAUCUAAAGCACUUCAACCACCUUCUGUUAAACCCACCCAAGAAAUGUGUGAUGUUGACCACGAUGGGUGUUCUGGAGGAGCCAUUUGGCAACGCAAGGCUGCAUGCAUCCAGAUUGAUGGCUGCUCUCCUGUACACCAGAGCUCCCAGAAUCCACCAUGAGCUCUGCCAGCUGAACAUGAUCAACCUGCUGCUGGACUUGUUUUUUAAAUUCUCCUGGAAUAACUUCCUACACAUUCAAGUGGAACAUUGUGUCUCUGCCAUCCUAAACCAGACAACACCGAAUGGAAAAUCGCAUGACAGUCCAGAUCAGAUUCAGCUGGAAACACAAAACUCGGACACACAAAACUCAGACAGAUCUGACAUGUCCACACGCUGUGACUUGAUAAAGCAUCUGCUGAAGGACUGCAGGCUGGUUCAGAGGAUUUUGGAUGCUUGGGAAGAAAAUGACAAAACACAGGAAGCUGGAGGCAUGAGAAAAGGGUAUAUGGGUCAUCUGACCAGGAUCGCCAACACAGUUGUGCAGAAUGCAGAGCGAGAACAAGAACAGAUCACACAACUAAUAAAAGAGCUACCAGAGGACUACAAAGCACGCUGGGAACAGUUUGUGAAUGAAACACUAACAGAAACUAACAAGAAGAAUACUGCAGACCUGGUGUUCUCAGAUUAUCAGAUCCAGCAGAUGACGGCAAACUUUGUUGAUCAGUUUGGAUUGAAUGGCGAUGAAUUCGGAGAGCAUGACGGCAACAUCAGCGCCACGUUUGAUAGAAUCACAGAGAUCAACUUUAACCUGGUGGAUGAGGGGACGAGCUCUGCGAUAUUUGAGACUCGCACAAAGGAGCGAAUCCGGCCGUUUGAAGAUCCUGAGGAGGAGGAAGAUAUUUGGGAGGAUAAAGAAAUCAACUAUGCAACACAAGUGAAAGCCAGAAGCAGGUUUGGACUGGUGACAAAUGCUCAGAAAAGUGAGGUGGAUGUUGGCUCUCGCAGGCGUCUGGGGUCACCUGACAUGGAGUGGUUUCCAGAGACCAAACAAAAUCUAGACAAGACCAAGAUCCAGGACAUGGACAAGCAGUCCAGUGAUCUGCAGAGUCCUGGAUGGACAGCGAGUUUUGAAGAUGACUUCAGCUGUCGGGAUUUUGCGAGUAUCGCCAUGGAUACAGGCUCUAACGUGUGGGGAAGCUCUACCGCCCAGCUCAGCGAGACGGAGGAGAAGGGAUGGGCGACUUUUUCUGACUUCCAGCCUUUCUGCUGUUCAGAUGCAGGACCCAGAUGCAGUUCACCUGUGGACUCGGAAAAUCCAAACAAACAGAGCCAAAAUGAGGAAAUUAAAGGCUCGUCAGCGUGCGUGUGGAGUGUGUGUGGGGCGAGGAAGGCUCCCCUGGUGGCGUCCGACAGCAGCUCCAGUGGGUCAGACAGCGAGGAAGAAGAAGACAGGACCAACAUCAUCACAGAGAGCGUCGCCACGGGCAAUGCCAAGGAGAGCAUUACACUCAGUGUAGAUGCAAAACAUGAGACGGCAGUCUUCAACAGUGACACUAAUGCCAAAGCAACAGAUGGCAUGGCAACAGGAACCAUGGCGAUACCCAUCACCGGUACUCAGUCGCCAAAGGAGCAGAAGGGCGACUCCAGUAGUAACGGCCCAAUGUAACAGCGUUUGACUCGCCUCCAUGCCCAUGACAACCGUUUUUCCACUCAUGAAAUGUUAAAUGCUGUGGUUUCCCUGUUUUGGCAUUUGCUGUUCCCAUCGAUCUGCCGUGUAGUUACGUGGGUCUUUUUAGUUUGAGCAUGAGCGGUACUUUAGAUGAUCUGUCUUCCCUAAUGAAGACAUCUUCACUGUUGGAGCGCUGACCUUUGAACCCUGUGAGAGCGGCCCCACUUACAGUCUGUGUGUGUGUGUGUGUUGUUGAGCGUUGUGGAACUAGAAUAAGAUGCACAUCCAUAGAUGGAUUCUCACGUAUGCAUAAAAAUGCUUGGUACGUUGACAGGCGUGAUUUUUUUUUUUUUUUUUUUUUUUUUUUUUUAGGUUUCUGAAACAGUAUUUUCUAUUUAGAACAAGGCAUGAUAUCAACUGUGUGUGUGUACUUGUACAGCUAUCUUUGUGAGGACAAACAGAGUAAGGUGAGAACCUUUGUGAGAACCCUUUAAAGGUCUGUUUAGGUAUUUUCACACUGCGCUUAACCCUGGGUUAUUGUCAUUCUAAACCCCGCUUUUAACCCUGGUUAAAAAAUCAUUCACGCUUGUAAUUUAGAAGCGAAUUUAGAAGCGAGGUUAGCCCCACUUUUUACCCGGGGUUAUGAAACCCUGCUCUGGAGCAGGUUUAGCCCUGCUUUUUACCCGGGGUUAUGAAACCCUGCUCUGGAGCAGGUUUAGCCCUGCUUUUUACCCGGGGUUUUGAAACCCUGCUCUGGAGCAGGUUUAGCCCUGCUUUUUACCCGGGGUUAUGAAACCCUGCUCUGGAGCAGGUUUAGCCCUGCUUUUUACCUGGGGUUUUGAAACCCUGCUCUGGAGCAGGUUUAGCCCCGCUUUUUACCCGGGGUUAUGAAACCCUACUCUGGAGCAGGGUUAGCCCCGCUUUUUACCCGGGGUUAUGAAACCCUACUCUGGAGCAGGGUUAGCCCCGCUUUUUACCCGGGGUUAUGGAGCAGGGUUAGCCCCGCUUUUUACCGCAUUGGUGUGCCAACUUAAGUGUGAAAUGAUGCAGUGUUAGAAUGUUACAGCUAAACGCUUAGCAACAGACAACCAAUCGCAUACUCAUAUUUGCUUUGGACUGCUUUGGACACUGUGCAUUGUAUAUAAACAGUAAAUUCAGCAUUUGAGAGGAAAAAUGUCAAAUGCUGACAGAAACCACGACAAUUUGAGUAAAGAAGAGACUGUUUCAUUCUUACCUUUUAUAGUCCGAAAUGUCCAAUCAGUAUAAACUCGAUGGUAUAGUCGGCAAUAUAUACAUUAUGUAAACUAAUCUCGGCUGAUUUUAUCCAGUCAAUGACACUGACACCGCAAAUAUGCAAAUAUGGAUGUUAACCCAGGGUUUAGGAAUGUACAAUGUGAAAUGUCAGUUUAUGAAUACCCAGGAUUAAUUGUUAAACCCGGGUAAAUGAUGAGCAGUGUGAAACGUGAAGCAAGAUAACCCAGGAUUCCAUGUACCUGGGGUUUAGAAUGACCCAGGGUUAACCAUUUCAAGUGUGAAAAGCCCUUUUGAGGGUCAAGACUUGGUUUUAGGUAUAAGGUUAUAAUUAGGUUAUGGAUAGGUUUAGGUUUAGGCUCUUAGUUGUGGUGGGUAAGGAGCUAGAGAUUGCAUUGUGUCAUUGAAUGCCCUCACAAAGAUAGAUGUAUAUGUGUGUGUGUGUGUGUGUGUGUGUGUGUGUGUGUGUGUGUUCCGUCUUGAUCAGAGUCUCUGUUUGCUGUAGCCCUUGGGCCCGGUACUGAUUUUAUUUCAGUACUGAUUUGUUUGCACUUACGUUCCCACAGCAUUUAUGUUUCCAGUUCUGCCCACCAUCCACACAAACACACACAUAUAUGAGCAAAAAUAAUUGGGAGCAGGUCUCAAGAGUUCUGUUUUGUUGUGGGCUGUUUUUAUCCUAAAGAAAUAGUUCACCUAAAAGUAAAAAUUCUGUUAUUUACACAUCAUUGUGUUUCAAACAUAGACUUUCAUCUGGAGAACACGAGAUAUUUUAAAGAAUGUUCACGCUGAUCUUUUUUAUAGAACGUUAGCACAGAAGUCUUAUGAACCAACGUUCUACGCAUGGAAGGAAUGUUUGGAAGGGUUUGGAACGAUAAAUGAUGACAGAAUUAUAUUUUUGAGUGAGCUAUUCCUUUACGCGUGUUUAUGUAAGACUGUUUGACUCUGAUUGUGUUUGUGGUUGGUAUUUGAACGAACUCUCAGGUGAACGUCGUGUGUCCGAGCGGGUCUGUGUGCGAAAGAAGAUCAGAGGGCGCGUGUGCCUUGAAAUAUCAGAGAAUGACACAUCAGUAUGUUUAAUGUGUGCGCACUUAUCCUUAAUCAAUCUUCCUAUAUCACUGUCAGGUCUUAGUAAUAACUGUUGAUGUGUAUUCUUUACGCUGUGUACACUUAAUAUAUUUUUUAUGACUAAUUACUAGCCAACACUAGAACGCUGCAGUGUCCAUUUCAAUCUAGAGAGAUAGCAAUAAUAGUAGGGAUAAUUUCUUGGAAUUAUUUUCUUUUUUAGUAAUGUAGCUUUGACGAAAUGUGCACACAGGCACACAAACUGUUUGUGAGAGUGAGUGAGUGUGUGCGAAUGUUAAAGAGGCUCGGUGUGUUUUCAGUUUGAUUUUGCACUUUUAAAAACUUGAUUUUGAUACCAAAUGCAUUGGGAUAUUAGUGGCGGUACGAUGACGAUAAUGAGAGCCCUCGGUCAUUGUUUGGUCUAUGUGCAAUUUUGAAUUUAUAAGCCGUUGUGUAAUUAAUAUUGUAGAUGUUUGCCGAUGCGAGUGUGUUUGUUGUGUUUAGGAGACUUUGAGGGAGAUGCAAGAGAAAUGGCGACCGUGUGGUACCAGGCUCUGUGCUUGAAUGUAAUUCAUAUUUUUAUGUUUAUUUUAUUUCAAUGUUUUAAUAUUAUUAUUUUUUUUUUUUUGGCCAAAAUAUCUCUUUAAUAUUCCGUAUCUUUCCCAUACUGGAUGACAGGGUUUCAUUCUCUCAUUCCGGAGACUGAUUUUCUCAUUUCGAUAGUUCCUUCAUUCAUUUUUGUUUAUCUUUAAUUCAUCACUUAAAUACUGCCACUUUUAGUUGUGGAAUAUCAGUAAGGUCUUUAAUAGAAAUAAAUUCAAGACAUUAAUCCCCUUUUAUCGUCUUCCACGCACAUAUUAACCACUUUUGAGUGUACUCUAGUUCAAGCAUUUUUAGUUGACCUGUCAUAUACCGUUACACGGGUAUAGCAAGUUCUGCUGCUGUUAAUAAUAGUUAUAGUUUGUCAAUGCAUUAGCAGGGCAUUAGAACGAGAAAGAAAUUAUGGGGUUUUUAAUCAAAACUGUGACGUAAGAAUUAUGCCAAUGUAAUGCCACUCAAUUUGUGAUUCUAAUUUACACACUUUUUUUUAUUUUAUUUUUUUUUCAAUCAUUGUUUCAUAUCCCCUUCUUCCUUCACACCACUAUGAAGAUUUUAUAGCUGAGAAAUAGAUGCAUCAGAACCUGCAAUGUGAAAUUUACGUUUAUGUUGUUGGGUUCUUUUCUCUUCAGCUCUUGUAUGUAUUCAUGUACCCCAAAACACAAACUCAUAUUGUAUGUUAUGAACUGGUACAAUAUUUUGUGGUAUGUUCUGCCUUGAGUGUCUGUCCAUGGUAUGAAACUGGAACACUGUUGUCAUUUAGUCAAAUGCCUUUUUAAUGUAAACUGAUGCUGGUGGUUUCUUUUUUUUUAUUUUAUUUUGGUAUAAUGCAAUACUGUACCUGUUAUCUGUUGUCAGAGUUAGGCUUUAAAAUCAGAUAUCAAACAAAUAAAUAUUUCAAAUGGG